AUGUCCAGCACCCAAAUCCCUGCCGGCAAGACCUGGUUCGACACUCACAAAGUACACUUUAAAGAUGUCCCCAUUGGGCCGGACAACGGAAUAUCAACAACAGAGUUCCUCGACGCCUCCGAAGCGACGACGACGCUCUUCGAUCUCCUGGGGUCUGUGGCCUUCACCCCCGUCAAGAACGACAUGCUGGGCAACGUGACCAAAGUGCGCGAGAGACAGAAAGCCGCCCCCGAGGGGUCACAGACACUUCAGAGCCUGUGCAAGACCGAAUUGGCGUCGAAAUCCCACAAGGCGACGGAAGGGUUGCUGUGGUUGGUGCGUGGGCUGGACUUUACCGCGCAGGCGUUGCGGGCGGAUCUCACGAGUAAUGCGUCGGUCGCGGUGACGGAACAGAAGCCUACCAAGGAGCUGGCGGACGGGUUCCGAACGAGCUACAAGAACACGUUGGCGCCGCAUCAUGGGUUCUUGGUCAAGCCGAUCUUCAGCGCGGCCAUGAGUGCCACGCCCUACAGGAGGGACUUUUAUGCCAGAUUGAGUGGGCAGGGUACGGAUCCGGAGACGACGAGGCAGGCGCUGGAGGCCUGGGUUGCCGCUUUGGAACAGAGAGUUACUGUCAUCAAGACCUUCUUGGCGAGCAAGGAAGCCAAGUGGUAG
Messenger RNA from Capronia coronata CBS 617.96, 654 nucleotides. RefSeq lists its product as uncharacterized. Gene Ontology annotation, cellular component: cytoplasm; cytosol; membrane. Lineage: Eukaryota; Fungi; Ascomycota; Eurotiomycetes; Chaetothyriales; Herpotrichiellaceae. The transcript has a single exon. Gene Ontology annotation, molecular function: ceramide 1-phosphate transfer activity; ceramide 1-phosphate binding. The record is from RefSeq and is a predicted model, not a curated record. Bases 1 to 654 code for a protein of 217 amino acids. Gene Ontology annotation, biological process: ceramide transport; intermembrane lipid transfer.